This is a messenger RNA of Parnassius apollo (apollo), 1674 nucleotides long. Lineage: Eukaryota; Metazoa; Arthropoda; Insecta; Lepidoptera; Papilionidae. The record is from the annotation of a GenBank genome assembly.
AUGAUGAUAAAUGUAUUUACGGUAUACCGUAGCAUGUCGCCUGCAUCUUUAUACUGCAACGGUUAUGACAAUGACCUCAUUCAAUUAGAAGACCUAGUGGCGCUUGACUCACCGUCGCUAUUAGAAACACCGUCUCCGAAGCCAACUUCACCACCACCUGUGAGAGAUGCUUGUGAGGACUUUUCGCCUGAUGACGACAGCGAUUACGAACCACCCAAUGAUCGUGGUGCUUUAAGUUCGGAUUCAGAAAAUAUCCCUCCAAAUGAAGAGACUCUGCAAACGAACGAAGAGGUAGUUCACUUUGGAGAUAUGUUUGAAGGCCGACGUAGACAGAGACUAGCUCAACCCGAAAGUUGGAAGAAAAGUAUUACUAAACGGUUAAGGAUGGAGGGGAAAGAGUAUGUCGGUUACAAAAGACCAAAGGGUGAGAAAGUACAAAGCCAAAUUCGAAACCAAAGGGUCCUUGGCCCUAAAUGCAAUUCAGAUUUUUGUAGAAAUAGUAAGUUGAGAUGUUGUGAUGAAGUAGGGGAUGAGGACAGAGAGAAGAUAUUUCGACAAUUCUGGAGCAAUAUGGACUGGCAUCAACGAAAAGUGUAUGUUGCUAACAACAUAACUUUUCAGGAAAAAGAAAAAAAUGCAGAUCCUUACGCUAGAAAUAAAUUCAAUCAAACUAUCAAAUCGAAGAAUAUAGCUAUCCACACAAUAAAGAAGGACAUGUGUGAUGUUUGUGUAGGUCAUCAGACCGGUAAUGUAAGCGAAAUUGACUACCAAACACAUCUAAGAAGAAAAAAUCGAGCCCGUGAAGAAAAAUCUAUGGAUAAAAGUGAGGCGAUCAAGGGAAACUGCAUAGUUUUAACAAUGGAUUUACAAUCGGUUAAAAUGUGUCCGUUUAUCACAGCUAGUGCUGUUUACUAUAAAACAAAAUUAUGUGUUCAUAAUUUUACCAUCUAUGAUUUAGCAUCUCAUGAGUGUACAUGUUACUGGUUUACAGAAACGGAAGGUGGUCUAUCAGCGUCUACCUAUGCGUCAUUUAUUAUUGAUUAUUUGACCCGCCAUAGCCUUCCCAAACAUCUACCCAUAAUAAUAUACUCAGAUGGCUGCACAAGCCAGAACCGAAACAAUGUAUUAUCGAAUGCUUUAUUAAAUUUCUCCAUGCAACAUCAAGUGGCUAUAAUACAAAAAUAUCUUGAAGUCGGACACACGCAGAUGGAAGGAGAUUGUGUACAUAGCGCUAUAGAAAGGAAAUUGAAAAAUAGGCUAAUCCACUUACCAAGUGAUUACCUGUCGGUUACCAAAGAAGCUCGCAAAAAUCCUUGUGAGUACGAAACUGUAAUGGUAGACUAUACUUUUUUCAAAAACUAUUCGGCUCCUGAAACAUGGCGCUACACUUCGAUCCGACCGGGACGCAAAGCUGGAGAUCCAAAUGUUACUGAUAUAAGGGCUAUUUUUUAUGCCAACACAGGCCUGAUUAAGUUUAAAUUGGACUUUGACUCCGAUUGGGAUAGCCUCCCUCAAAGGGUUAAUAAAAUUGCCAUCAUAAGAGAGUACGCAUCCCUGCAUAGGAAUAGAAUACCUAUCACAUACCAAAAAUAUAAACAUUUACAGGAGCUAAAGUCUGUUAUCCCAUUGGACUAUCAUUCCUUUUACGACAGUUUAUCUCAUAAUGAACAUUAA